CCGGCUUUAGAUGAAGGGCAUCAGAUGGUUUUGGAUGUUUCAUGUGUAAGAAGACUGCAAUAACUUAAACACUGAUAUUACGAACAACUAACAUACUCUGAGGGCGCAUGCUCACUUCAUGGUGGUCAGAGCCUAAUGAAUCACAAUAUGUUGCAGCUUAGGUCUCACAUGAGUGUACCUGUAGCAGCAGGUGUUUUGCUCGUUGGAUUGCCGUACUCCAUUUCUCUCGCUGCCCAGUGGUUGUACGGGUGGCCCAACAAGCCUGGAUACAAGAAGUACACAGAAGCCCUUAAACCAAGGCGCAUUUACUGCUUGGCUAGAGCAGUACUAGAAACUCUGAAAUAUCUGCAGUAUGGAAGACUUUACUUCAGAUGGAAAUCCUGGUAUAAAGAUGUUGAAAAUUGUAAACAUUAUGAAAAGGGCAUCUCUUUUGGGCGUAGAGGUAACAAGCUGGACUUAUACUACUCCCCAAAGAUGGAAAAUGUCAAAGUACCUCUUAUAGUUUUCAUCUAUGGAGGAGCUUGGGGCUCUGGAGAAAGAGCUAUUUAUUGUUUGCUUGCCAGACACAUGGCUGAAGAAUUAAAUGCCACUGUAAUAUGUCCUGACUACAGCACUUAUCCAAAGAGCAAUGUAUUGGGAAUGGUCCAAGAUAUUGCAGACUGCCUAAUUUGGGCUAAAGAGAGUGCAGAGAAGUUCAAAUUUGAUCAUAACAACAUUAUUUUAAUUGGACACUCUGCUGGUGCACAUCUGUGCACACUUACCACACUGUUUCUAAUUGACUCAAGAGAGGAACUUUUCAUUGAGACAAGCAAACAGCAAGAUAUUACUCCAUCACUAAAAGGAGUUAUAGGUCUCAGUGGAGUUUACAACAUCUUGGAUCACUAUGAGCAUGAACAGAUGAGAGGGAUUGAGUACGUUUCUACUAUGCACAAAGCCAUGAAUGGAGUACAUAACUUUUCAUACUACUCCCCAACUCAUGUACUCAAAACAUUUGGAGAAGACAAACUAAAAAGAGUGCCUCCAUUUGUUUUGCUUCAUGGGACUGAUGAUAUAAUUGUUCCAGUUGAGUCUUCUACAAAGUUUUCUGAUCUGCUGUGCUCACUUUCGCUGUCUGCGGUGCUCUUCCUCCUGCCAAGAGUUGACCACACUGAAAUGGUGACCGAUAUCAUGGCUCCAGACAGGCCUUUCUACCACAGCAUCUACACCUGUAUCAAGCAGGAGUACACCAAACUUAUUAAAGGCCCUUAAUGUGCCAGAUUUCUUAUCACUUCUUAAUUACACAGUACCUCAGCACUGAAGCUCAAAGGGCUACAUUGUUUUUUUUUUUACAUCUGGAGAACCACUGAAAUACAUUUUAUCUUUUCUGUUUUAUUGUUUUUCAUACUGUGAGUGUGCACUAAUUUUAUACCUCUGGGUUACUUAAAGUAGCCUAAUCCUUUAGUCAUCUAUCUUCAUGCAUGUUUCAGUAAUAAUGAAAAAAAUGUGGACGCAUA
Boleophthalmus pectinirostris (great blue-spotted mudskipper) is the source of this 1493-nucleotide messenger RNA. RefSeq lists its product as uncharacterized. The record is from RefSeq and is a predicted model, not a curated record. The transcript has 9 exons. Lineage: Eukaryota; Metazoa; Chordata; Actinopteri; Gobiiformes; Gobiidae. Bases 136 to 1248 code for a protein of 370 amino acids.